Messenger RNA from Equus caballus (horse), 969 nucleotides. NCBI's taxonomy places the organism in Eukaryota, Metazoa, Chordata, Mammalia, Perissodactyla, Equidae. The record is from RefSeq and is a predicted model, not a curated record.
AUGGUACCAGGCAAUGGUACACAAAAUUCAGAAUUUCUUCUUCUGGGAUUAUCAAAGGAACAAGAACUGGAGCCCCUCAUAUUUGGGCUUUUCAUCUUCAUGUACCUUGCAACUAUAUUGGGAAACCUGCUCAUCAUCCUGGCCACUGUCUCAGACUCCCACCUCCACACACCCAUGUACUUCUUCCUCUCCAAUUUGUCCUUUGUAGACAUCUGUUUCACCUCCACCACCAUCCCAAAGAUGCUAGUGAAUAUACAGACGCAGAGCAAAGUGAUAACUUACAAAGGCUGCAUCAGCCAGAUGUAUUUUUACAUACUUUUUGCAGUGUUGGAUGAUUUCCAUCUGGCUGUAAUGGCCUAUGACCGUUUCUUGGCCAUCUGUCACCCCUUGUCCUACACAGUCAUGAUGAGCCCCCAGCUCUGUAAACUUCUAGUUCUGAUAUCCUGGCUCAUAAGUGCCCUGCAUUCCUUGUUAGAAAGCUUAAUGGUGUUGCGACUGUCCUUCUGCACUGACUUGGAAAUCCCCCACUUUUUCUGUGAAAUCAAACAGGUGAUCCGACUUGCCUGUUCUGACUAUUCUCUCAGUGACACGGUUAUGUAUGUUACAGCAGUGCUGCUGGCUGGGGGUGCCCUUGCUGGUAUCCUUUACUCGUACUCAAAGCUAGUUUCCUCCAUAUGUGGAAUCCCUUCAGCUCAGGGGAAGUAUAAAGCAUUUUCUACCUGUGUGUCUCACCUCUCAGUUGUCUCCUUAUAUUAUUUUUCAAGCCUAGGAGUGUACCUUCUCCCUGCUCCUACCCACAGUUCACGCUCAAGUGCUGCAGCCUCAGUGAUGUACACUGUGGUCACGCCCAUGCUGAACCCCUUCGUCUACAGUCUGAGGAACAAAGACAUACAGCGGGCUCUGAAAAGAGUCGUUCAGAUGGUAUGUAUCAAAAAGAAAAUUGUUCUAGGGCUGAAGAAGUGCCCAUGA